Messenger RNA from Brassica rapa (field mustard), 1317 nucleotides. RefSeq lists its product as uncharacterized. The record is from RefSeq and is a predicted model, not a curated record. NCBI's taxonomy places the organism in Eukaryota, Viridiplantae, Streptophyta, Magnoliopsida, Brassicales, Brassicaceae.
CAAGAGCUGUCUGGCUACAAAGAUUAUCACACUUAUUCCACGAUGUGACUCCAAGAAAAUGAAGAAACCAGAGUGGCUUAUAUCCCCGGAAAGACAAGGAGGAAUGUGUAAUGAUCAAGGCUGGUAAACCUCGGGAAGACGAAGCCCCACACUAGCUGCAGAUUUGCCAAGCACCCGUUUCAUUUCUUCAGUUCUAUCAACUGAAAUGUUGUAUGAGAACAACAGAUCCUUGUGAGAGUGAAUGCUUCUUUCUUAAUAAGAACAACAGAUCUAAGUUGACAUAUUGAACACUUAUUUUUUAAUACAUUUUUGUGUUUUAACAUUUGAUAAUAUAUUGAUGUUCUAUCUACUAACUCAUGCGUCCUUGGAAAAGGAAAAAAAAAAACUCGUGCCAUUUUGUCGUCUAAACCCUUUUAUUUUAUUUGCUUUGGUGUUUUUUUUGAGCAAAUAUUUGCUUUGCUGUUAUAGGUCCGUUUGCUAACCCCAGACCAUGAAUUUGCGGCCUAUAGAUGAUUUCUUUUAGCCAAAUCUAAGACAUAAUACAUCACGGGGUGGUCUUUUAAAGUGGUAACAGGUUAGGUUAAUUUUAUAAUAUCAACUUUUUAUCAAACAAUUGGAUAUACGGUGGAGAAUGAUGCACAUUGGACUACUUGUUGACUAUGUACUUUUAGGCCACGAAUUGGAAAUACACACGUUGCAAAUGCCGAAACCUCUCUCUCUCUCACCCUUUAAAUAUUUAUCUCAUUCUUUGCUUCUUAGUUACAUUUACAUUUUCUCACUAACACAAAUCCCAUAAAAGAGAGAGGCACAGAAGCAAUGAACCGACAGAGUUUGAAGAGAUUUCAGUUCCGGAGAUGGGGAAAACGAAUCGGAAACUCAACGACUACGGCCUCAGCUAAGCUAGGAAACUCAGAGGAAAGAACGAUUGUGGCGUUUGCGUUCUCAUCAUCAUGUUUUGGGAAACCUCCUCGCGUUCUCGUGAAGCAAUUUCUUUGGAGGUUGAAGUCGCGUUUGAGACUGUCCAGGAAGAGUGAUACUCACAAUAUUCAGUGUAGCUAUGAUCUCCGGAGCUAUCAUCUGAAUUUCGACGACGGUUGGUCUCGUCGGCGAUAAUUUCAAACUUUCGUAUUAUUAUAUUAUCUAUUUUUGGAGCCAUAUAUUGUCUUGUUUUGUAUAUAGUUAAAAGUCUCAAUCUGAAAGAGAAAAAAAAAAACACUUUUGUUCAGAUGCUUUGUAUAUUCUGUCGAAUAAAGGAAAAAACAUAUCUCAGAAAGAUAUCAAUGUUUUAUGUUUUUAUUUAUUAAUAAUAUGAAAUCA